Molecule: messenger RNA, 1002 nt
Organism: Guillardia theta CCMP2712
Lineage: Eukaryota; Cryptophyceae; Pyrenomonadales; Geminigeraceae
Exons: 11
Coding region: 1-1002 (333 amino acids)
Source: RefSeq, a predicted model, not a curated record
AUGUCUUUCGCUCGAAGCUGCCUCCUGCUCAUCGCUUCCUUGGCGUCCUUGGCCCAUGGCAAACGACAGCUUUCGCCCUCCAACAUGACCAUCUCCAGCAAGUACUUCCAUCAUAACUCUGAGAUCCCAGCAUACUUCACCUGUGACGGCCCGAACGUCUCCCCGCAGCUCUCAUGGUCGUCGCCGCCCGGCGCUCAGAGCUUCGUCUUGCUCAUGAAGGACACGAGCAGUCUUGCGAAGAAGACAGAAAGAAUACACUGGAUAGGAUGGGACAUCCAAGGGAACGGGGUCGACAACGAUGCUCGAUUGCCCAUGGAAGGAAACAGCGACUUUGAGCAGACGGCCGGGUACCGCGGCCCAUGUCCUCCCAAGGGCGACAGUCACCACACAUACAGCAUCGAGCUGUUUGCGCUCAACGUGUCGACGUUGGGCACGAGGCUGAAGAUGUGGAGCAAGUGGAAUGAUGUAAGGAAGGAGAUGAGGCGUCAUCUCAUCGACAAGGCGAGCUUCACGUUCUUGUACAAGAGAGGAGCUGCGAUGGUCAAUCUACCUGCCCCAGUCGCCGAGAGGAGGGAGUCAAUGGUCCUCACGAUGAACUUCCUUGUUAACCCCUCUGUGUUUGUCAAGUCCGACGCACGGUCGAAGCGAGAACAGAUAUCGGAAAUAGAAGAGAAGCUUGAUGCAGCCUGCGAUUCCAACCACUACAUGAAUCAUCCAUUCCCUCCUAGACAGAUCUCGCAUGCUUGUCAAUAUCUGCUCUCUGAAUUUGAGGAGGCUGGAAAGGCCUUCAUGCAUCCAAAGGGAGAUGACCGAAUGUUGGAGCUCUGCAUGCAGAUGACGGGAGUUUGUAGAGGGUAUGAUCCUGAACAGAUUCCUCUCCUUGGGCGAGAAGGAGCGGCAGAAGACGUCGACGAGAUGGGAAGGCGAUGGGUGAGGCAAGCAAAGUGCUCUCAAGGGUAUAAGGAAGUGGAUGGAGCAUGUGUCAGAGCAGAGGAAGGUUGA